UGCUAAAGUCUGAAUUACAAGAUACACCACACAGAGGCCUGUAAAAUAGUCAUCAUAUUCGAUCAAGAUGGUAAAGACAACACAUGGCUAAGAAAAGUUUGUUUUUCCUUCACGAUUACAGCCGUUGUCGCGGGACAAUGACACUGGACGAUUCAAAUUGUCAACGAUGCAAUUGUAGUGGGUGUCUGGUAGAUCUUAAACAAAGUCUUUAAAUCGAUGAUACCGUCUACAUUGUUGGGUAGAAUUUCUCGCAAACAGGUGCCAUCUUCAACCAUCAGUAAGGUAAUGCAUAGAGGAUGUCACACCGUCAUUUCUUGGAAAAGCCUAAAAAUACGUUCUGCGAUCGUAUCAAAACUGAAAGUCAUGACAAUCCCAAUGUACGAAUAUUGUUGAAAUUUCAGUUUAAGAGACGCAUUACCGCUCUGAACGUAGUUGAUUCAGUUCCGUGGAAAGAGCUUCGAAAAGGAGACUUCGAAAAUAAAAUUGUAACCAUAGUUGAGGAAUUGUCUAAAUUUGAUUUAAAACCUCGGUUAAUUAAGUGUCACAGAGCAGAUAAAAAAGUUCAUGUAAUCAAAAUAAUGUUUCAAUCCUUUGAUAGUCGAUUGUGUGAAAACAUUGGCCUUCGUAAAAUAUUUACUCAAGCUAUUUGCUUUAAAGAAAGGGAAAAACUUUUAAAAUUUUUAGAAAAUUAUGUUUCUUUUGUGCAGUGUGCGAUUAGUAGCCUUAAAUGUCGGUCUAUGUUGGAAUUUCGGAUUUCCUUGAAAGAGCGUGAAGUCUGUAAAAAUCGAUUUCAAAACGAUGAUUGUAGAUAUUCCAAAACAAUAGACGUACGUUGUAAAAUAAUUAAUAAUGUUUCGGUAAAACCAGCGACUUGUAACCAAUCAACACAAACGUCAGACAAUGAUAUAGAUUUUAAAAAGAGUAAUUUAGAAGUAAAUUUUGAGUCAAAGAAUAGCAGUCGAAAACCGCAAGAAAAUGAUAAUUUAAGACGUGAUUUAUGCCAUCAAAAGUUUUUAAUCCGAAAAAUACAGAGACAGUUGGAAUUAGAAAGACAGAAAUAUAUCGAAGAAGAAAAACGUUUAGCAUCGGAAAUAUUAAGUUUGAAAAAUGCCCUUCGCAAGAUGGAUAACGAGAAGAGAGUUGUCUUAGCCGAGCUUGGAAAUAUUUUAGUCAAAAACGAUUUAAAAACGAAUGAAGCAAGAGCAGUAAAAAAAUUUCAGGAGAUUUUUCCUCGUAAGGCAGUAAAUCAUGGAGGCGAUGAUACGCCAGAGUAUAGUCCGAUGUCAAUCGUAAAUGCCAACAUUUCGUUCAGUGGCACUAUUUCAGAAACCAGGAUUGGACCUGUAGAGGUACGUCCACAGCAAAGCAAUAAUCAGCAAAAAAGGAAUAGACCUCAAAAUCAAGAUAACAAUGAAAGUGGCGCUUUAUUUGAAUUAAUACCAUUCCCUGUUGAAGUGGCCGAAGGAAGUAGCGCAGAGUCAAUUGGUAAUCCAGUAGUGUUGAACGGCUACAAGCAGUUAUUGCUCACAAUUAGUUAUAGCCUACUCUUAGGUGAUAUUGUGGAGUUUAAGUGUUGGGCAAGGGAAAAUUUUUCCAUUGAAACCAAAUUUACAGCAACCGACGUCAUUCUUGAUUUAGACGGGAAAGGUGUUAUCAGUGUUUCAGAUUUAGGUGUGCUCCGUGUUUUCUUCCAGUCGAUUAAAAGAAUUGAUUUAGUUUGCCUCAUUGAUGAAUUUAACUGCGGAGACCAUGCUAUGCUGAAAUUGGCCAUGUGUGGAAUAAAGGCAAGAAGCGUAAGAAAAACACGUGAAAUCACAAGAAGUCAGGCUCACCUGUCUAGGAUCCUUACGAAAAAUCAUCCUUCGAGCUCUUCAUCUCCUGUGGAACAGAGCGUAGCAUCAGAAUCCAGCCGGAGCAGUCAAUGUAUAGGCAGUAGUCAACAUGACGCUUCCCGUGGGUGUUCGCGAUAUUCUCGAAGGAUCUCCAGAUCAGUUGAAAAUGAAGUUCCGACGAGCGAGAGAUUCCUACAGAUUCCUACAGAUCGUACCAGACGGGAAAAUGAAAGAGGUGAUGGCAAUAGGUCUCGAGCAAAGAUUACCUCGAGUGCUGCUGAGAAAAGGGUGACGAAGCAAAAUCUCUCCGGGCAAUUAAAUAUGUCUCCGGGAUCAAAUAACGUGGUGGAACAAUUGCAAGUGGAAAGAUGGUUGUGUAAUCACUACAAAAGACGUUGCAUGGUGAAAUUUGAUUGUUGUGAUAAAUACUGGGCUUGUCAUCGUUGCCACAACGAGACGAGCACGUGCCAGCAAAAGAAACUGAAAUCACGUGAUACGACGAUGGUAAAGUGCAUGGAAUGCGGAAAAGAACAACAAUUUGGCGAAAAUGAUCAAUUCUGCGUGGCAUGUAACAGUAAAUUCGCUGAUUAUUAUUGUGGUCUUUGCAAACAUUUGACUGGAAUGGAUGAUCAUCCCUAUCAUUGUGAAAAAUGCGGAAUAUGCAGGAUCCACGGAGAUCGUUCAUAUCAUUGCGACGUCUGUGGUGUUUGUCUUGAUGUUCAACUCAGAGGAAACCAUAAAUGUCGUCCAGAUUCCGCUCAUGACAACUGUGGUAUUUGCUUUGAGGACGCAUUUACAGGCUGCCAGAUCCUUCCGUGCUCCCACAAAGUUCAUAAGGAAUGUGUUACACGUAUGAUUCAAAAUGGAAUGACACGUUGCCCGAUUUGCCGAGAAAGUUUUGCGCACAAACUUCAAAAACGAUCUAUUGAAAAGACAACAACCAGGAGAUGAGAUGUUUGUUUUGUAUUGUCACGUUUUGCUGUGUGUGGAAUUUAUUGGUCCAAUUAACAAGGACACCGUAGCGUGAAACAUGGACGGAUAACAAUUAUGAAAUAUUCUAAUAACAAUACGUAUAGCUAGCACUUAAAUAUACAACAUAACAGAAUAUCGUUAUAAAUAGUCAGUAAAAUUUUUUAAUAUGCAAUCUUCGUCUAUUAGCAAUAAAUUUCUCGUUCAUUGUAUUGUCAGCGUGUAUUGUGAACAAAACACUCACAACAGACUCUAACCCUUACAUUAUUUUAGUACAAUACAGGAUGUUAGUGG
This is a messenger RNA of Dendronephthya gigantea, 3095 nucleotides long. RefSeq lists its product as uncharacterized. Gene Ontology annotation, biological process: protein ubiquitination; regulation of apoptotic process; ubiquitin-dependent protein catabolic process. Lineage: Eukaryota; Metazoa; Cnidaria; Anthozoa; Malacalcyonacea; Nephtheidae. Gene Ontology annotation, cellular component: nucleus. The transcript has 7 exons. Gene Ontology annotation, molecular function: zinc ion binding; ubiquitin protein ligase activity; protein binding. The record is from RefSeq and is a predicted model, not a curated record. Bases 297 to 2783 code for a protein of 828 amino acids.